Aspergillus pseudonomiae is the source of this 766-nucleotide messenger RNA. RefSeq names its product profilin (gene pfy1). NCBI's taxonomy places the organism in Eukaryota, Fungi, Ascomycota, Eurotiomycetes, Eurotiales, Aspergillaceae. Bases 267 to 659 code for a protein of 130 amino acids. Gene Ontology annotation, molecular function: actin monomer binding. Gene Ontology annotation, cellular component: cell cortex. The transcript has 5 exons. The record is from RefSeq and is a predicted model, not a curated record.
AAUCACUAAUUGUGUUUUUUUUCCCGUUUGGUUGCCAACGCAGGCAAACACCCCACCUGCUGGUCUCUCUUCGGCGCGCGGCUCUACCUUAACUAAUAAUCAACUUCAACGGACUCUUUCCCCCUCUUUCUUCAUCCCACACAACAAAUAAACCACUUCUUGACCUUCCAUCUUCUUUCUCACCCUUUCGCGGUUGACUACCCUCCUCGUUUCACCCACUUCCCUUUUCCGACCCUUCUCCGUCGUUUCUCCGUCCAUCAGUCACUAUGGGUGCUCACUCUGCUGUUUGGCAAGGAUAUGUCGAUUCCAGCUUGAUGGGAUCCGGCCACUUUGACAAGGCUGCCAUUCUGAGCCACGACCUUUCCGGCACUGAGGCUUACUCUCCCGGCUUCACAAUCAGUGUCGAUGAGCUCAAGGAACUCGCUGCCGCCUUCACUGAUAGCGGCGUGGCGAUGGCCAAUGGUUUCCACGUCGGCGGCGAGAAGUUCGUCGCUAUCCGGGCCGAUGACCGCAGUCUAUACGGAAAGAAGGGCAAGGAGGGUAUUGUCGUUGUGAAGGCCAAGUCCUGCGUCAUGAUCGCCCACCACCCCGAGUCUGUCCAGACCACCAACGCCGCCACCGUUGUCGAGAACCUCGUUGACUACAUCAACAAGUACUAGACGGAGACGGCGGUGUGGAAACGAAAUGAAUGUCUUCUUAACUUGUGAAAAAGGACUGUGUCUGCUUUGAAUCGAUUUACUGGCGGGUCCUCUUCAUUUCUACUAUU